This is a messenger RNA of Phycodurus eques (leafy seadragon), 688 nucleotides long. RefSeq names its product transmembrane 4 L six family member 4 (gene tm4sf4). The record is from RefSeq and is a predicted model, not a curated record. Bases 77 to 688 code for a protein of 203 amino acids. Gene Ontology annotation, cellular component: membrane. The transcript is spliced from 6 exons. NCBI's taxonomy places the organism in Eukaryota, Metazoa, Chordata, Actinopteri, Syngnathiformes, Syngnathidae.
CAGGGUCACAUGGUUGAGGAAAUAUUUGGUUCUUCCACCUAACAAAUUUCAAUUAGUGAGUUGUAAGACUACAACAAUGUGCUCUGGGAGAUUCGCUAAGUGUUUGGGGAUCAGUCUGAUGCCCCUGGCAAUUGUGUGUGUGCUGUGCAACAUCCUUCUCUUCUUUCCUGGUGGGAACACUGUGGAAAGUGAAAAUAUCACAGAGGAGGUGUGGUACGUUGGAGGAAUUUUCGGCUCUGGAGUUUUGAUGAUCUUCCCAGCCCUGGUCUUCCUGGGUCUGAAGAACAACGACUGUUGCGGUUGCUGUGGCAAUGAAAGCUGCGGAAGGAGAUUUGCGAUGCUGAGUUCCAUACUGUUUGCAGCUGUGGGUCUUGUAGGAGCUGGUUACUCCGUCAUAAUUUCAGCUGUUGCCAUAAACCACGGACCCCAAUGUCUGGCUGAAGUAAACAGCACAUUUGUGUGGACGUAUCCCUUCACCAAUGGUGACUACCUGACUGACUCAACCAUAUGGUCAAAAUGUAUCGAGCCCACUGGUGUGGUGUCAUGGCAUCUCUCCCUGUUCUCUGUUCUGCUGGUCAUGGGUUUAUUGCAGAUGGUGCUGUGUGCUGUGCAGGUGCUAAACGGGCUACUGGGAGCUCUGUGUGGGGACUGCUGUGGCUGUUGUGGCGGGAAUGAUGGAGCUGUGUGA